AUGCAUUCGUUGGAAGUUCAAGCACUUCCAGCAACCAAAUCUCCACCAAUAACGGUUCCAAUAGUGAUUUGGGGUCCAAAACCACCAGAGAAUCAUAUAUGCGCUCUUCGAGUUCUUCCAGAUGGCGAAACAAUUAUCACAGGUUUGUCAAGUUUUUUGAAUGAAUUAUUCAUCAGCUUGAUAAUGAUUUUAGGUGCUGAAAAUGGUCAUGUAAUAAUUUGGAAAAGUUCGGAAGGUUUGACACCAAAACAAUUGAUGAUUGGUCAUUCAACUCGAAUCACUGCAAUUUCACAAACUAGUAAUCUUCCAACAAACGGAAGAUUUGUUUCAGCAUCAGCUGAUGGACAUAUUUGUUUAUGGGAAAUUGAAGAUGGUCGAGCAAUUGAUUCAACAACUCAUAUUCAUGUUCAUAGAUAUAUUCAACCGUAUACAUAUAAAUCAUCUCGUCAUACACGAGCCACUCGAUUAAUUUGUAUUGGUGAUUAUUGUGAUAUUCAAGUUAUGGAUCCACAAGAUCUCACUCUCGUAUUUUCAAUUGCUUCUCGUGUUGAACCUGAUUGGAUAUCUUGUUUCACAUUUGUUCAAAGAAAUAAUAAAAAUGAACAAUUAAUUGGGAUGACAUUAGGAGGAAUGAUGAAAGUAUGGACACUUCAAGAUUUGGAGAAAAAAGAUCAGGAAAAUUCAUUAUAUGAAGAUGAAUCAAAACGUUUGGAGAUUCAACAUGUAAAACAUAUUGAUUUUAACGCAGUUAAUCAGCGAAUAUUAUUAAUUGUUGGUUCAACUAAUUGGAUUGUUUUAGAUUUAGAAGAUUUAUCAACUGUUGUUUCAUUGAAAAAUACAGAUAUUGCUAAAAAUGUGAAUGGAUAUGUUAUUGAUGUUGAUAAAAUUGCUAUAGGAUACUCGGAUGAAACUAUCAAAGUAUUUCAACUUCCAUUAACGUGGGUUUCUAUGAGUUUGUGGGUGUAUUUUAAAAUGAAAAGUAAUAUUUUCAGAUCUCUAAAAGGUGAUCAAAUAUCAGAAUAUUUCAAAAAUGUGAUCCCAACGCAUAACUAUUUCGAAGAACCUGGUCCAUUUGUUGUUGGUUCAAUUCCUGCAACAGAAACAACUUCAAAAUCUUGGAUGAAUGAUUCUUUAUAUUCGUGUCAUAUUGAGAAUUUAGCUGAAGAUGGUAGAAAACAAGUUACAAUUACAAGAACAGUUCGAUCGGAUGGAAGUAUUUUGACGUGGAAAUUACCACCUUUUGAUCAACAAUUCAUGAAAGCUGUUCCUUCGAUGAGAAAUUUACCGUUUAGUGAGUUUUUUUUUGUGGGAAUUUGAAUUUCUGUAUAUUUUUUCAGAAUUCAAAGGAACACAUCGUGAAAGCCUCGACAGCAUUUGGAAAACAUUAAGUGAAAGUGAUGAUGGAAAUAUGCCAGUAAUAAAUUCAGACAUCGUCUGUUGCUCGCUUUUUGUAACCAGCCAAGGUAAAUUAUUCCUCGGACGAUCAGAUGGAAUUAUUGUUAUGACUUAUGCCUGCGAAACACUUUCUCGACAAUGGCUUCGAGUUCCAUCCGAAAGACCAAAUUCACGAAAAUUACUUGGACAUAAAGCUGCUGUUCGUUCACUGUUUUAUCCAUUCGAACAUGAUACAAGAUAUGAAUCACAAGUGUUUCUCAGUGGAUCUGACGAUUUUUCGGUGAUUAUUUGGAAUAUAAAUAAUGGACAUAAAUUAUAUCGAUUUGUUGUUCAUGGAGGUCCAAUUAUUUCAUUUGUUGUGCCACCAGCAAAUUGUAGUGUAAGUAAAAGUAUUUCAAUAUGUUUUUCUAAAAUCGUUUUAUUUCCAGAAACAAAUAAUCAAAUGUGUUGGCGCAUUAUCAAAAGACAAUUCAGUUGCUCUUUUAAAUAUUCGAGAUAAUAAAUGUGCACUUUUGGCGGCUCGUCAUCCUCACCCAAUUCAACAAAUCAAAUGGAGACCUCUCGAUGAUUUUAUGCUUGUUAAAUUGACUGAUGGAAGUGUUUAUGUUUGGCAAAUGGAAACUGCAAAUCUUGAUCGAAUUGUGACUGGUUUAUUAGCUGAAGAUGUUAUGAUUGCUUGUGAUGAACAAAUUGGAAUUGAAGAAGGAACUGAUGAAACAUCAGCACAUCAUGCUGUUCAAUUGAUUCGAGCACUCAAACAUAAAAAUAUUGAUGCGGUGAAGCAGAAAGUUGUUGGAAAUAGUGGAACAAGUACGCCUGGACAUCGUAAGUUUUGGCCACAUUCAGAACAGACCUGUGAAUUUUUAGGGUUUUAAAUAAUGUUAUAAAACAUUCGUAAUUAAAAUAAAUUUUAAAGAAACGAAUUUGAAAAAACUUGGCUUUAUGAUUUUUUGAAUUUGGAAUCUAGAGAUUAAUUAUCCUAGACAAUUCUCCACUUUUUCCCAAAAAUAUUUCACAUUUCCCCCGUUUUUUCCAGAUUCUGAACAUUUAUCAAAUGCUGGAACAACAGUCCAACUUGGUUCUCCAAUGAGUGUUAUUCCAUUACCUGGUUGUAUUCAAGGUGCACAUAUGGUCGAAUUUGAUGUUAGCUCAUUAAUUGCUGGAAUUUUGAACAUUGACGCUUCUCACGAUUCACCAACUCAAAAAACAGAACAAGAUUCAAUGUCUGGUUUAUCGAAAAAAUUGACAUGGCAAUUUGAAGCGAAUUUAUAUUUGGAUGUUGCUAGAUUAAUGCUUUCGAUGUUACAUGCUUGGGGUUUGGAUGAUGAUUUGGAUGAUGUUUGUGAAAAACGAUUAUCUUUGCAUAAACCAAGGCAUCGAGUUUAUUUUGGAAAUGUUUCACGGCAAGGUUUGUAUUUUGAAUAGAAUUUUGAAAAUAUUCUGAAAAAUCCUGUGCUUUUUUUUGGAUUCAAAUGCUUUUCGUGACUUUUUAUUACUCAUGUUAAUGUUGUUUAGGUGAAUUAUCAGUUAGUUUGCCUUCACGAUUUGAAACGGAAUUUGAAGCAUUUACCAAGCAAACGAGAUGGCAAGCAAGUCAUUCAUUGAACACCAAUCAUUUAUUAGCUAUUAUAUCAACUGCCAAUACAUUGAUGGCUAUGAAAAAUUCGGUUUUCCAAUUGACGUGAGUUUUUUUCCAGUUUUCAUGGGAAAAAAACGAAAAUAAAUACGUGAAUUUGUCCAGGGUCCAGAAAAUCCGAAAAAAUACGUUUCAACAUAUUUUGAAUUUGAAAAAUAUUUUGAACGAUGAGCAUUUCCACUCUUCUAGAAAUACUGAAAAAAAACCCCAAAGAAAUCUGGAAUUCUCCAAAAACUAUAUAAAAUUUCAAAUUUUCAAGAAAAUAUCGAGAAAAUUUUAAUUGUUUCAGCCGAAGUCGAAAAAGUAUGGCUGGACCAAAUCCAACGGAUACAAAAAAUAAUGAUUCAAAUAAUAUUGAUCGACAACAAAUCAAACAAGGAUGGUCCCUUGUUGCCGCACUUCAUUGUGUUCUUUUACCAGAUCAUGUUAGACCAAGAAGUAGUUAUGCAGCACCAAGUAUUGAAAUGUUAGUUCGACGAUGGCAAGAUAGUUGUUUAGAAAUUCGAGAAGCUGCACAAGCAUUGUUAAUUAGAGAAUUAGCAAGACUUGGACAAGAUGGACGAAGAAGAUUGAUUGAAUCAUGGGCUCCAUUUUUACCACCUUUACUUGAUGACACAUUAUCGAUUUUUGGGUCAAAAUUACAAUCAUCAAUUCCAACAAUUCAACCGAUAACUCAAGCUCCACCAAUUCCACCAAGAACUAAAACAUUGCCACCCAAAAUUGGGCCUGUUCAAUCAAGUGAUCCACCAACAGCUGAAGGUGGAGAAGCUGGUGUUCAACAAGUUCGACGAAAUCAAGCGACUGCUAUUAUAUUACUUGGAGUUAUUGGAUCGGAAUUUGGCGAUGAAUUGAAUCGAGCGGAUUUGACACGUGCCACUGCGGUUUCACUUCUUGAAUUACUCGUUGCUGCACAUUCUCAUCUGAUUCCGGUUCAUUCGCCAUUGAGAAGAGCUGCAAUUGAUUUACUUGGAAGAGGUUUUGUACAUUGGGAACCGCAUUUGGAGAUAUCGAAAGUUGUGUUGGGAUUGUUGGAUUUAGCGGCGAAUAAUGAGAAAACUGAGUGAGUUUUUACACUAUUUAUAAAGUAUAACGUGGCGAAAUCUUUUUGUUGAACAUUUUUUCUGGAUUUUCAGUCAUGUUAGAAUCGUUUUUAGAGUGAAAGUAAAAAAUUUUCAAAUUAGCGUUAAAAAUUUUAUAUUUUUGGCGCUGGUUCAAAAUUUCAACAAAAAAAAUCGGAAAAUCAAUUAAAGUUUUCAAGCCAAAAUUUAUGUCUGAAAUUGAUAUUAUUUCAUAAGUUGAGCAUUUAAUGAUUGCUCUCUUUAAAACAUGCUAUUUUUAUCAACUUUUUUCGAGUGAAAAUUUGUAAAAAAUUUACAAGCCAAAAUUCAUGAUUUCAGUCUGAUUAAGUUCUAAUUUCCAGAUUUUCCAAAAAUUGAUUCAAUCCAAUUCUCUAACAAAAAUACAAUAUUUCCAGAGCAACGCGAAAAAUCGUGGGUGCGCCAUUAAAUGCAAUCGAAGAUGCUGGAAGAACUGCGCGAUUAUCAUUAUCUCUUAUCGCUCUCGCAAGACCGCCUGCAUUAUUAACAGCUUUAAGUAUGGAAGUUGCUAGAUAUAAUUCAGCAGCACAACAUCAAACUAUUCAACAUACUGUAGUUUCACCAUUAUUGAAGUCGAAAUGCGAGGUAAUUAAUUUAAAUUAAAAAAUUAAAAACAAAAUAAACUCUAGUCUACUCUUAUUUUUUUAGGUGCUUCGAAUUGUUGAAGAACUUUGUGAGAAACGAUACAAUGAUAUUGUUGCAUUAAUGUUGCCAGUUGGCGAUGUUCUUGUUCAUUGUUUAGAUGUUUCAAUGUUGAAACAUAAAUCACUUGGUGAUAUUUUCCCGCCAAUCACAAAAUUCAAUAUGGUUGCUUAUUGUUCGUCGACUCGACGCAUUGCUUUUGGUGGAAUUAAUGGAACUUGUGUUGUACACGAAUUGCGCGCGACAAAAACACAUGUAAGGUUUUUCUGAUUCAGAUUCACAGUUUCAGAAAAAUUUUAAACCUCAUUUUUCAGACAUUACCUUCUCACUCUGGCCCAAUCACAAGUCUGUCAUUCAACGAAGAUGGUAAAUAUCUGGCGACUUUUGGUGCCCAAGAUGGUAAAAUCAACUUUUUCCAAACAAGUCAAACGUUCUUGGUUAGCUUUUUCCUUCAUAAACUACCCGAAUUCAAAAAUUAAAAUUAAUAUUUUUUCAGGGAAUGGGACAAAAUCAAAUGAAAUUGUACAAAUCGCAACCAGCGCCAACUGUUUCUGUCCCGAUUUCUCCGACUGGAAAUAGUUUCCGACCAAGACUUGUUUGGAUCAACUCGAAAUCGCUGGCUCUUAUGCUUCCUGAAGGAAGAGAGCAACGAUUUUCAGUUUAG
This is a messenger RNA of Caenorhabditis angaria, 5434 nucleotides long. The record is from the annotation of a GenBank genome assembly. Lineage: Eukaryota; Metazoa; Nematoda; Chromadorea; Rhabditida; Rhabditidae.